Molecule: messenger RNA, 483 nt
Organism: Numida meleagris (helmeted guineafowl)
Lineage: Eukaryota; Metazoa; Chordata; Aves; Galliformes; Numididae
Product: proto-oncogene c-Fos-like
Exons: 1
Biological process (GO): regulation of transcription by RNA polymerase II
Cellular component (GO): nucleus
Molecular function (GO): DNA-binding transcription factor activity, RNA polymerase II-specific; RNA polymerase II cis-regulatory region sequence-specific DNA binding
Source: RefSeq, a predicted model, not a curated record
CACCCCUGUGUCCUCCCACCCCACCAGGAAACCGACCAGCUGGAAGAAGAAAAAGCCGAACUGGAAUCGGAGAUCGCCGAACUCCAGAAGGAGAAGGAACGCCUGGAGUUCGUCCUGGUGGCCCACGCCCCGGCUUGCAAGCUCCCCUACGAGGACCCCGCUCCUCUGGGUGCCGGCCCCGCCGAGGUGAGCACCUUGGGCAAGGAGGAACCGCCGGGGCCCGUCGCCUUCCCGUUCCAGCCGGGCACCCAAGGUCCCUUCCCCAGCUGCUGCUUCGCGCCGGGGGUCCCCCCAGUGCCGCCUAACCCCUCCUAUACGUCUUCGUUUGUGUUCACCUACCCAGAGGGAACCACCUGCGGAGCCUCGCAUCAGCGGAGCAGCAGCAGCGACCAGUCCUCGGACUCCUUGAAUUCUCCCUCGCUCCUCGCGUUGUGAAUGGGUUGUCCCCACUCCCACCCCCCACCGCCCAAGCCCCCACCGGCC